AUGGCUCGUGCCUUAGAAUCAGAUGUGGUCAAUAUACUGGAAGAAAAUCUGGAAUGUGCUGUUUGUCGGAACCCGUUAAAAGACCCGAGAACUCUUCCUUGUUUCCACUCAUUCUGUAAAGAUUGCUUAGAAGGCGUUGUGAAAACAUGUCGUGACGAAGCACCUCGCGGUCGACCAGUUCGAGAGUUUCCUUGUCCAAAUUGUCGAGAGAUGUUUACACUCGAUCCUGACAAAAAUGUCGCCAACAUGAGAAGAAAUCAUUUCAUCUGCAACAUGGUAAAAGCGACAGCCAUACUGGAUCGUGGAACUGGCGUUCCGUGUUCACAUGAUUGUAUUAAAGGUUACUCAAUCUCUCGCUGUGUCACUUGUGAGAAAUUCUUGUGCCGAAAAUGUCUGACAGACCACAACAGUUAUCGAGGACACGCUGGCCAUUCUGUUCUGACGAUGGAAGAGUUGUCAAAGCCGGAGAAUCGUAAGAAAAUCAAGGACAAAAUGUAUUGCAAUGAACAUCCGGGCGAGAUAUUAAAAGUUUAUUGUGAAACCUGCGACCAACUGAUUUGUAAGGACUGCAUGGAUUUUAAACACACGAAGCCAGAUCAUUCAUGUUUUCUUGUUAAAGAUGUCGCUAAUAAAUAUAAGGAACUACUAGCUUCAAAAAAUGAAACAAUGGAUGGUGUUUUAGCUCAAGGCAAUGCUUUUGUCGAAGGAUUAACACAUACAAAAGAAAUACUUGAUCUAAAUUCUCGCGCAGUUAAAAGUACAAUUCGUGAAAGAAAAGAAUCUAUAUUAAAAACAUUUAUCGACAUGUUGAAUCGAAAAACUGAAACACUUCUGAACGAAGAGGAUCGAAUCCACCAAGACGAACGGAAAAAGUUAGACAAACAGACUCGAGAAACAAAUCAGUAUUUGGAAAAUUUAAAAAGAUCUGUUCAACUUUCAAAAAGUUUAGUCGACCAAGGCACUGAAGAAGAAAUAAUAUCAUCUCAAAAAAUGAUGUUGAAUAGCUCGAGCAGUCUCCUGAGGAAAAGACAGGAUUAUUCUGUGCGAAAUAUACAGUAUGCUGUGCCGAGCUACACUCGGCCCUGUGCUGACAAAAAUCUAUUAAGUGAAGAUACUUUUAGCGAUAUGGAAAAGAGCUUGGGGAAAGUGAAUACAAAGUUAAGAGUUUACAAAUCCAGUCUUAAUCUAAAAUCAUCAGGAUUUUCUGCGUCCCAGAAUUAUUCCAGUCCUUUAGAUCAAAGACCUAUUCGUCUGGAUCUAUAUUCCAGUUAUUCGGAGGGAGAAAAAGAUGACUGGGCACUCAAUGUGAAGCAAAAUCGACAUGCUAAUGUACCGCAGAAAGGGAAGAAGAAACCUCACAGUCCACCGCGGAAAACGCUUACUCAGAAAUUAAGUCAAAUAACCGAACGGGCAAGCCUGUGGGCAGAUGAUCUCUCUCUCGGUAGAUCCAAUCGGGAGUCAAAGCCAAGUGACACUAAAUUGCAAACUAACAACGUAAAGAAAUUCUUCAAUUUGUCGUCGAGAAGGUCUCGAAUGAAAUCAGCUUCUACACCUGAUUUGUCAAGAAUGAGUGAGGAUGAUCAUUGCACUGGGUUUGGAUGGGGUUCAGAAGCCAAAUUCCUCGGCUUGCAGAAAUCACGAAAAACGAGUUACAUAUGAUGACUGAAUCUCAACAAUAAUGAAACACGAAAACCAAUUCUUCUGAGUGCAACUUUAUGUAGUGCAUUAAAACGUCCAGACACAUGCAUGUCUAAUGUUUAUAUAAACUUCUUUAAUUAACUUUUUAACUUGUUAGGUGAGCCGCGAUGAGCGUAUCAAGACUAAGG
Dendronephthya gigantea is the source of this 1826-nucleotide messenger RNA. Its product is annotated as tripartite motif-containing protein 45-like. Lineage: Eukaryota; Metazoa; Cnidaria; Anthozoa; Malacalcyonacea; Nephtheidae. The transcript is spliced from 3 exons. Bases 1 to 1659 code for a protein of 552 amino acids. The record is from RefSeq and is a predicted model, not a curated record. Gene Ontology annotation, biological process: positive regulation of DNA-templated transcription. Gene Ontology annotation, molecular function: ubiquitin-protein transferase activity; zinc ion binding. Gene Ontology annotation, cellular component: nucleoplasm; chromatin.